ACGCGCGCGCGCGCACGGAGAACCGAUCAGAGCGACACUGGCGAUGAGAUGAAGCGAGCUCAGAUGAGAAGAGGAAGCUGUGUUCUUCAGGAGCCACUGCUCGUCUGGAUCCAUGUGCUGAAACACUGAUCUGCUCUCAGCUUUACUGGAGGUUAGCAUCGGACACACCUGCGCGCGCACACAGGUUUUCUGAUGGCUCUGCUCGUGCUGCUGCUGCUGGGCUCGGUGUCAGGCUCGGCCCCGGGGCCCCAGUGGCCCCUUCAGCGUGUGCCUGUGGUUUGGCCCCAGCGGACAGAGGAGCGUCCAGCGCCUCACUUCCUGCGGCCCGCUCAGCUGGAGCUCAACACUUCCUGUGGCCCCGAGUGCCACAAACAGGCCCCUGCUCCCAGCUACUGGGCCCUGCGUCAGUUCCUGUCCUACGAAACGCUGCACUCCAGCGGCCAGCUGACCGAGACCGCGGUGGGCAUCUACGGGUUUGAUGCCGAGGCCUUCUACAGCCCCCCCGCCGGCCGCUCCAGACGCAGACGCCAGAUCUUCGGUCCAGACAGCCGCUUCAGUAUCGUCGGCCAGGACUUCCUCAUGAACUACCCCUUCUCCACCGCGGUCAAGCUGUCCACCGGAUGCUCGGGGACGCUGGUGGGGGACCGGCACGUCCUCACGGCAGCACACUGCAUUCACGACGGAAAGAACUACGUCAAAGGAGCCCAGAGGCUGAGAGUGGGCUUCCUGAAGCCACGGCAGAGAGAGAUGUCCGGCAGAAACAGCUCUGGAGCAGGGAAGAUGAAGUUCCAGUGGAUCCGAGUCAAGCGCACACACGUGCCCAAGGGCUGGAUCACCAACACUGGCUCAGCCAAUGACAUCGGCAUGGAUUACGACUACGCCCUGCUGGAGCUGAAGAAGGCGCACAAGCGGAGGCACAUGAAGCUGGGCAUCAGCCCCGCGGUCAAGCAGCUGCCCGGGAGGAGAGUGCAGUUCUCUGGGUUUGAUAACGACCGGGCGGGUCAGCUGGUGUACCGCUUCUGUGAGGCCGGGGACGAGACCUACGACCUCCUGUACCAGCGCUGCGACGCUCAGCCGGGGGCCAGUGGCUCCGGGGUCUAUGCUCGCAUGUGGAACCGCAGACGCCGGCGCUGGGAGCGUAAGGUCAUCGGGAUCUUCUCCGGACACCAGUGGGUGGACCUCAGCGGCAAGCCUCACGAGUUCAACGUGGCGGUGCGCAUCACUCCGCUCAAGUUCGCCCAGAUCUGCUACUGGAUCAAGGGAAACUACGUGGACUGCAGAGAAGGCUGACCGCAGCGGAGCGCUUUGCUUUCUGUCCCUUAGCACAUAAGAUACUCUAUUAUUUCAUGCAGGAAAGUUGCACAGACCAAAAUAUGCUUCAAUAACUAAUAAACCACUUAAUUCUUAGUUUUUUUAACACUUGUUUAGCCUCGUGCAAAAGAACAGAGUCAAACCAGUGCCAUACAUACUUGCAAAAGAACUGAUUUGAUUUGGGAAAAACCACACAAAACCAGCACUUUUUUGCUUAGCAAAAUGUAUUUUAUUUUUUGCAAUACUUCAAUCCUGCUCAAGUAUAUGUGGCAUUGACUUAACUCCAUACAAAAGUAUAAAGUAAGGUUCUCUACUGACAGCCGUUCUAUAAUAGCACAUAUCAUUAUAAUAUAGUGGAAGGGUCAGGAGUGCUCAGGACAGUCGUCGGUGAAGGACUGGAGACAGAAAGGCACGGACAUCAGCUUGUUCUGUUCGUAGGACUGCUGCGGUCUCGAUUUUCUCUAAUGUACUGAAGUGUGAGGUGCUUGCUUCUCUGGAAAUUGAGAACUACUGUAUGAGAUACUGCUUUUACAGGCGUGUGCUUCCCUCUGGUGGUCAGAGACUGUUCUGCAGAGGUCUACACACAAACACACUGUAAAUCAAACACAUGAGUGGAUAUCAGCUCCCGAUCAGCACUUUGACAUUUAUUCAUUCAAUGGCACUAAUCAUUUGGAGAAUUUUAAUGCCCUUUGUUAUGCACAACACAUUAAAAGCUUUGGCAAAAAAAUAAAAGCACCAGUCAUGAAUGAGAAUAACUGCUGGAACUGCUCAGAUUAGACAUUCAUGUGUGUGAUCCACAACUGAUUGUUUUUGUAAAGGCACAACGCUUGUUCAGCUCUUAUUUCACCCGAACAUCGAGAGAAAAUGGAGCUUAUUUUUAAGGCACUUUGAAAUGAAGCAUCUCUCAAAUUCUCAUGACUGUAAUAUGAAAAACAAAUAUAGCAUCUUUAUAUAAAGAAUAUCUAACUGG
Molecule: messenger RNA, 2281 nt
Organism: Carassius auratus (goldfish)
Lineage: Eukaryota; Metazoa; Chordata; Actinopteri; Cypriniformes; Cyprinidae
Product: serine protease 23
Exons: 3
Coding region: 193-1290 (365 amino acids)
Biological process (GO): proteolysis
Molecular function (GO): serine-type endopeptidase activity
Source: RefSeq, a predicted model, not a curated record